This is a messenger RNA of Cornus florida, 1056 nucleotides long. RefSeq lists its product as uncharacterized. The record is from RefSeq and is a predicted model, not a curated record. The transcript has a single exon. Lineage: Eukaryota; Viridiplantae; Streptophyta; Magnoliopsida; Cornales; Cornaceae. The coding region runs from base 1 to 1056 and encodes 351 amino acids. Gene Ontology annotation, molecular function: nucleic acid binding; RNA-DNA hybrid ribonuclease activity.
AUGCCGCCAAGAAAGAAAUGGCCGAUGAAAUUAUACUUAUCGGCUGCUGAAGAAUCCAUUAGAGCUAUGUUUGCACAAGAGAAUGAAGCAGGAAGUGAACAAGCAAUAUAUUACCUCAGUCGAGUUUUAACUCCAGACGAGUGUAGAUAUACACUGAUUGAGAAAUUAUGUUUGGCCUUGUAUUUUGCAGCAAUGAAAUUAAGAGUCUAUAUGUUGCCUAUUUUGGUUUAUAUUGUUUGCCAAACCGAUCUUAUAGUGUAUAUGCUAUCAAGGCCAUUAAUCAUAGGCCGGAUUGGCGAGUCGGCUUUGGCGCUAAUGGAAUUCAACUUUGCAUAUGUUCCACAAAAGGCAAUUAAGGGAAGAGCAUUGGCAGAUUUUCUUGCUGAUCAUCCCUCGCCCGAAAUUGGGUCACAAGUAUUUGAUGAGCUUGACUCGGCAUCCAUAUUCAUGACUCCAUGGACUUUAAUGUUCGAUGGGUCAAGUACCAGUGAAGGCUCGGGUGCUGGUAUAGUUAUAAUAUCCCCAACAGGGAAUCAAAUUUCGUUUUACUUCUUUUUGGAUUUCAGGUGCUCUAAUUAUCAAGCCGAGUAUGAAGCAUUGAUUAUCGGCUUGGAAAUUCUGUUGGAAAUGGCAGUCAAAGAUGUCCACAUUGGGGGAGAUUCGAGUUUAGUGAUUAAUCAAAUCUCAGAAGACUUUAGAUGUUUGAAUUGGCAAUUAAGAUCAUUCCAUUCAUUAGCAACCCAAUUGGUUAGCCAAUUUCACAAUGUGACUUUGGAAUAUAGACCAAGGGCCAUGAAUAAAACAGCUAAUGAUUUAACACAGACGGCUUCAAGAGUUAAGGUGCCAAGUGGAAUGAAGGAAAGAGUAAUGAAGAUUACACGCCGAUCUCUUCCAUCAGCUGAAACAAGAAAUCAAAUUAUGGAAGAAGUCUUUGCUACUGAUGUUGCCGAAUUGGAUGAUGAUGAUUGGCGAAUUCCUUACAUCCUGUUCUCGCAACAUCCAACUCCUGAAGCCGAUCAAAGAUUAGAAGAAGUGCAGUUGAUUAUGUGCUUAUAG